UGUAACAUGGGGUCUUCCUUGUCUGGGAAAGCAGAGCUUCCCACGGCUGCUGCCACAGCUGCCCCCGCGAACCCACCUGCGGAAGCCGCUGCGCCGCCCUCCCCUGCACAGGACUCGGCUUUUAAAAACUGCUGGAGCUGUCGCUUGCUAUCUGGGUCUGCGCUCUUGGGGGCGGGCGCCUACGUCUACUUGGUGGCCAGGAGACCGAUGAAGCUGGGGAUCCCACCGCAGCCAGGCAACAUAGCGCAGAUGGUCCUCGGCAUCAGUAUUGCCUGUUGGGGUGUAGUUGUCCUGACAGACCCGAAAGGGAAGGCCUACCGAGUUGUUUGAAAGCACCAGCAGUUACUUUGCUGUCGCCUAUUCCUGGCUGAAAGGCAGAAAGAGCAAGCAAGCAUUGCCUUGUGGAUAUUCUUUGCAGACGUGGACAAGGAUGUUCUUCAUUAUAAGAAAUACCAAGAGGACUGUGACAACAUGAACUGUCAUUCUUUGUCCCUGGAUGUUUAAUGUUUUCUCCCCUCUGGUUAUAAAGGGACAAAUAAAUCCCCUGAAAGCAAAAAUGGUUCUGUGUCUUGUCCAGGGAGGUUGUGUGCAGUUCAAAUUAUACUGAAAGAUAACAGCUUUAAGAAAAUAUUAAAGUGGAAUAAAUGAUAGGCCAAUAGUGAAACAA
Molecule: messenger RNA, 667 nt
Organism: Phodopus roborovskii (desert hamster)
Lineage: Eukaryota; Metazoa; Chordata; Mammalia; Rodentia; Cricetidae
Gene: Dmac1
Product: distal membrane arm assembly component 1
Exons: 2
Coding region: 7-330 (107 amino acids)
Source: RefSeq, a predicted model, not a curated record